CCGGCAUCCGUCACGAAUAGACGAGACGUGAACACUAAACAAACUAUUACUACAAAAAUAGUUUGUGCUAUCACUGUCGUGUCGAUUGUGUUUCAAUUGAAAUCAAAAAACUCCAGGUGCAACAAAAAAGAAUCAUCCUCCGAAUUCACAGAAGAAACGGAUUAAGUGAUGCUUCAGGAAUAGUAAAAGUUUACUAUUCUGCAAGCAAAACAUGCCCAUUUUCGCUUUUCACUGUUGUUUUAAUUCAUGUUUUUUCAAUGGAUAACAUCAUUUUUUUGCCUGUAGAGGUAAUUAAGAAGAUAACACAAUAAGUCACAACGAUUCUUCGAAUUACACAGGAGUAACGGAUUAUACUGAUGCUCAGUAAAAGCUUAAUAUUCUGCAAGCACAACAUGUUCAUUUGCGCUUUUCGCUGUUGUUAUAAUUUAUAUUUUUUCAAUGGAUAAUAUCAAUUUUCUGCCAGUAAAGAUUCUAGAACAAAUAUGCUCCUACCUCGACCUGACGGAUCAAAAAAGUGCCCGAGCAGUUUGCCGUCAUUGGCGUAGGGUUUUAAGCGGAAUACAGUUUCAACGGCAAUGCUUAAUUUCCCUUAGUAGUCCCUUCGCUCAAGAGGUACCGGAUUCGGAAAAGCAGGUAAUUCGAAAGUUUCGUAACAUUAAACUGUUCCACUGGUUCGAGGAAAACGAUGAAUAUGAGGCGGAUAGUAACGAGCAUCCCGGAAACAAUACGGAUACGGUUUUUCUGAAAUACCUCUUCGAACCAACUCCGGAGAUGAAUAUUAGACAGCUCUUGUUUGAAAAUGAAAUGGAUGUUGAAGUACUUGACAUGCGCAGUAGCUUUGAAAGUUGUCGGGAAAUACUUGGUGACCGUUUAUCUCAAAUGCAAAACCUUCGAGAGCUUACGCUAACAUUCGGUCAAAGCUUAUACGUGCAACCUGAUCAAAGUGUAUGGAUGAUUGUUCACAAUCGAAUUGAAACACUUAACAUAGAUAUAUCAUGCUCCAGAGCAUACAAUAUUGCUCUUCCAAGCUUAACGACAUUGGAAUUGUUAACCAAUUGUCGUUGGAGCUUCCAUAUUAUUCAGACGUACUGCCGACAGUUACAACGUUUGAAAGUUCAAUUCCAAGACCUAGAGACGAUGGACGAAAUGAUGUCUCUAUCGUUUCCUAUGUUGACUCAUCUGCACGUCCGGAUGCACAAAGACAAAAAUGUCCAGCUUCGAUAUGCACAAACCCAGAACCAGUCCGUUGAUAACACGAAAGAAGAAAAUUUUGUAAAAUCUAUGCCAAAAUUGAAGUCGAUUUGGUUAGAAAGCGAUCUAAUGCUUUUUCGUAUUGGAAAGGCCCUCGCAAAAUAUAGCCACCACCUGGAUGAACUAACAUUAAUGGAUAUGCAAAUUGAUGCCGCCGAACUACACACGAUUGAAACAUUUCCGAAACUUAAGACCAUGUCUCUCCAUCGUGUAAAAAUUUUAACGUCCCCCCAAAGCCUACCGAAAGUAAACAUGCCUCAUUUAAUCAGCCUAACACUAGUGGACAACGAGUCGGAUAUCGUAUUCGAUAAUGGUCUUGCCGGAUUAAAGUCACUAAAAGUGACCUUUUCCACUGCAAGAAGUGACAAGAUAUUGCAUAAAAUUUGCAAUUAUUUAACAAACUUAGAGCGUCUAGAAUUCCGUUUGACCCCCAUGUGCAAAAACAAUGCGUUUCGCGAUCUGAAUAGACUGACAAAACUGAAGUUGCUGCAAAUAAAUGGCUGUGGCGACAUCUGCAAAAUAAACUGGACGCAAUGUCCUGUGGUUCCCAGCGUGCGCAGAAUUGUAUUCUUCAACUCCUACUGCAACGGAACGAAAAUGUUACAACCUAUACCUAGAGUGUUUCCCGGUCUCCUCGAUGUGCACCUGGACAUGUGCUAUGUGACGUGCAUGGAAGAGGACGGUUUCAUGGCUCCCGAUGGGAAAGGUCGUCUCGACGAUAGCAGAGAAGCUAAGCGAAAGUGUAUGGAACAGUGGUACUCGACGUUCCCGAAAUGCAGGAUUUCGUUUAAACAUACUACACUGCAAUGGAAGCACUGUGAUUAAAUUGGUAUUCGUUUCACUGCAAUUCGUUGAAACUUAUUUCCAUCACAUCU
Molecule: messenger RNA, 2126 nt
Organism: Sabethes cyaneus
Lineage: Eukaryota; Metazoa; Arthropoda; Insecta; Diptera; Culicidae
Exons: 8
Coding region: 439-2076 (545 amino acids)
Biological process (GO): SCF-dependent proteasomal ubiquitin-dependent protein catabolic process
Cellular component (GO): SCF ubiquitin ligase complex
Molecular function (GO): protein binding
Source: RefSeq, a predicted model, not a curated record